Aspergillus steynii IBT 23096 is the source of this 2705-nucleotide messenger RNA. It is a transcript of the gene chl1, whose product is annotated as DNA helicase. Gene Ontology annotation, cellular component: nucleus. NCBI's taxonomy places the organism in Eukaryota, Fungi, Ascomycota, Eurotiomycetes, Eurotiales, Aspergillaceae. Bases 95 to 2668 code for a protein of 857 amino acids. The transcript has 7 exons. Gene Ontology annotation, biological process: establishment of sister chromatid cohesion; nucleobase-containing compound metabolic process. Gene Ontology annotation, molecular function: DNA helicase activity; ATP binding; DNA binding. The record is from RefSeq and is a predicted model, not a curated record.
GAGGGAGAAAACAAAACAUAGAGCGAGAACUGCUCAUCUACCCCCAUGCUAUGGACUUGAGCUUGCCUCGGUUCUAGACACAUGGUCCAGCGUCAUGGAGCUCCCCCCAGAAGAUUUCACUUUCAACCACCCUUACUCGCCCUACGAAAUCCAGCUUCAGUUUAUGCGUGCUCUGUACGCCUCUCUUGAAGAGGGCAAGGUUGCGAUUUUUGAGUCGCCUACCGGUGAGGGAAAAUCUUUGAGUUUAAUAUGCGGAUCCUUAACCUGGCUACGCGAUCACAAGCGUAGGGCUUUUCAAGAAUUAGUGGAAAACACCACAUGCGAUGAGGAUGACCCGGAAUGGAUGAAGGAGUUCGCAAAGCGCGAAUCAAGCCGGGCCAUUGCCGAAAAAAAGAAAAGGCUUGAAGCGAGGCUGGCAGGCAUAAGGCAGGAAGAAGAGAAGCUCAGAAUGGCUCUCGAAAGCUCCGAAGGUCCCCGGAAACGACAAAAACCAAGCGCCCCUUCUACGGGUCUAGAUGUACAGAAUGAAGAUUCUUUCGCAUUGGAUGACUACGAAAGUGGCGACGAGGAGCAAACAACCCAGCGAAUGCGAUCAGAUCAACCCAGCGGCCUGUCUGCCAGCACUCUAGAUCUAUUGGAGCAGUUCAAAGGGAAAUACUCAACGAAACCUACCGAGGAAGAUGACGGCGAGGGUUUGGCCAGGAUUUUCUAUUGCUCUAGAACUCAUUCUCAAUUGACUCAAUUUGCAAGCGAGCUACGGCGCGUUGCCAUCCCGUCGAGCGUACCAAAGGAUCUCAGUCCUGAUAUUGCAGGCGAAGAAGAACUCGAGGAGCGGAUUAAGCAUCUAUCGCUUGGAUCCCGCCGGAAUCUGUGCAUCAACCCUAAAGUCGCUGCUUUGGAAAACCCAACCGCAAUCAACGAACGAUGCCUUGAGUUACAACAGCCGGGCGUUGCAGCUCAGCAUAGAUGCCCCUUCCUACCGUCCAAAAACGACGAAGCGCCACUACUGAAGUUCCGUGAUCACGCGCUGGCGACAGUCAAAGACAUCGAAGAUUUGGGAAAUAUUGGCAGGAAGACCGGGACCUGUCCCUAUUACGCAUCCCGAUCAGUCAUCAAGCAUACCGAGAUCGUGACGCUUCCAUACCCCCUUCUCCUCCAGCGAUCAGCAAGAGAGGCUCUAGAAAUUUCCGUCAAGGAUCAUGUCGUCAUUAUUGACGAGGCGCACAACCUGAUGGAUGCCAUAUCCAACAUCCACUCAGUCACAAUCACGCUUUCACAGCUACAAACUUCGAUCGUGCAGUUAACAACUUACGCGCGGAAGUUCAAGACGCGCUUGAAAGGGAAGAACCGAAGUUAUAUCGCACAGGUUAUCAGGCUUGUCAAUUCGAUUGCGGAUCAUCUUCGGUCUCUUGAAAAAGCUUCUGUUCCGGAGGGCUGUGUGCAAUCCUCGGAUCUUAUGGCUGGAAGAGGUGUUGACCAAAUCAACCCAUACAAGUUGUGCCGGUACUUACAGGAGAGCAAGCUGGCUAGAAAGGUUGAUGGCUACGUCGAGUUUUCCACGGAAAAAGCAGAUCACCAAUCUUCCUCGAAACCGUCAACACCCGUUCUUUUUCACAUACAAAGUUUUCUCCUGCCGUUGAUGAAUCUCUCAGCCGAAGGACGACUAUUCUAUGCGAAGACAUCGGACGACAUUCAGCUGAAAUACAUGCUUCUCGACCCAACGAACCAUUUCCGAGAGAUCGUGGAAGACGCAAGGGCCGUCAUCUUGGCAGGUGGAACGAUGUCUCCAAUGGCGGACUAUUCACAUCAUUUAUUCUCGUACGUCUCGCCCAGUCGGCUGGAUACCUUUAGCUAUGGUCAUGUCAUUCCGUCAGAAAACCUGGUUGCACAUACUCUCGGCAAGGGGAUCCUCGGGUCUGAUUUCGAUUUCACGUACGACAACCGAAAUUCCGAGAAGACCAUUGCCGAUCUAGGGCGGACCAUCGCAGCAUUCUGCCAGGUGAUCCCGGACGGUGUGGUUGCCUUUUUCCCAAGUUUUGAUUAUCUACACCAGGUCAUAGGGACAUGGAAAACCCCCAUAGAUGGCGACAAGAGCAAUACCAUCUACAAUCUUAUCGAGCGGAAGAAACCCAUUGUGUACGAGGCCCGCGAGAUGACAGUCACAACUGAGGAGCUCCUUCAAGAGUAUGCCCGCACCGUGCAAUCGGGCCGGGGGGCUCUGCUUUUAUCGGUAGUGGGGGGCAAAUUGUCCGAAGGCAUUAACUUUUCGGACAAGCUCGGGCGAGGGGUUUUGAUUGUCGGGCUGCCUUUCCCGAAUAUACGCAGUGCGGUGUGGCAGGCCAAGAUACAGUACGUCGAGCAGAAGGCCUUCGCGCAAAGCUCGAGCAGCAACCGGCAGGCAGCCGCCAAAGCCGCGGGCCGGGAGUUUUAUGAGAACGCCUGCAUGCGGGCUGUGAACCAGAGUAUUGGACGGGCCAUCAGGCAUCAGAAGGAUUACGCCGCCAUUGUCCUGAUUGACAAACGGUAUCAGAAUGCUAGUGUACAAGGGAAACUGCCGACGUGGAUUAAGCAGAGUAUGGCGAGUACUCCUGCGCAGCGGCCGGCAGGGGCGGCAAUAGGCAGCCUUUCGAAAUUCUUCACUGAGCGCCGAGAAAAGCAAGAAUCAUGAUCGACAGGCUGCGAGUGAUGAAGGGAAUGGAAUAGAA